AUUUUUCAAUCUUUCUAGCCAUUGGUUCUUUCUUGUUCUCGACUUUUGCUGUCCAACUGCUGAUCUCGACCAUUGGGUUCCUGCCAUGUUCAGCUAUGCUAAACCGAAGCCACUGCAGUAGAAACAUUCCCCGCACUUUUGCCUUGGUGGGUUUGUCGCUAGUAUCAACCUUCCUCGCUACAGCCGUGCUGCUCGGUGUGAAACGCUGCGACCCUUUGCAAUUUUUUCAGGCGGAGAAUCCCGUCUCUUCCACACCAGUCCAUGGGAAUCAGUAUGCUUUCCAGGACGCAUCUUCCUACAAUGUUUGGGGCUCACGAGGGGCCAGCUACGCCUGGCCAGUUUCGGUGUCCGAACAUCGCAAGUGUCGCCAUCCGUGGAUUGUCAAAAUCUGCCGGAAACCCAGAAAGCGGUUUCUGAUCCUUUCCUAUCUGGGCGAACCUUAUCCCAUGCUAAGUGACCCGCCAUCGGAUGGACUGUCUCAUUUCGGAUGCUGUGAUGGAGUGGACAUGGUUUACACGAGCAACAAAUCGCUAUUUGCCAUAGCUGAUGCUGUGGAAUUCCCGGCCGCUAACCUUCCAACGAUGCCGACCAGGGCCAACAAAUAUCAGAUUUUCAUGGCAACUAGCAAUGAAGCACCCUACACGGUGGAACGCCCGGAGAGGAUGGCAGAAAUCAACUUGCUUAGGACGUUUUCCAGUCAUGCUGAUAUUCCACAUUCGUUCAUGCAGCCUGGCGAGUGCUUCUGUGCACGAUUCCUGAAGCCCCUGCAGGUGAGGUUUGCACAGCGGAAGUCCGUACCUGUGUCGGCGCUGGUCAGCAAUUGUGCAUCGCAUGGAAAGCGCCAGGCAGUAUUGAAAUAUCUCAUGGCGAAUAUAGAAGUGCAUAGCAUGGGGUCGUGUCUACAUAAUUUCAAGUCAAAUGUCAGCGAUCCUCAGCAGUAUCUGCAGCAGUAUCUGUUCAACUUUGCUGUGGAGAACGCCAUAUGCCUGAACUACAUCACGGAGAAGUUUCAACGUCCACUGAUUCUAGGAACCGUUCCCCUCGUGGUCUCCCAAUCUGGUCUACCCGACUAUGACCGAGUGGCUCCCAACAGAGAAUCGUACGUUGACCUUGCUGCCUUUCCCAGCUUGCUGGAUGCAGUCAGUUACAUCAAGAACGCAUCUCAGUCUGAAUCACUGUACUUGCUACACCACACGUACCGUGGUCAGCCAAUGAACAGUGAGAAACUGACCAAGACAUUUCGACUAAACGUGUGCUCACAGAGUGAGGACGAUCUAGGGAAAUGGUGUUCGUUGGUCAGACGCUGGGAAACCCCGCAAGGAAAAGAAGAACUCGUGCAGAAAUCCUACUACAACUAUGCGGCUACAGUAGAAAGAGAAUGCGCAAAGCCUGGCUCCAUGUCCAUACUUGUCCCUGACAAGUAGCAAUGAAUCUUAUUCUGCCAAAAACCUACGCACACAGAUUUGUCAGGCAGAUGAAAUUGGAUUAUUUGACACGCUCUUUCAGCUAUCAGCAGAACUCGAACCAAGAGCAUUCUCUUUCGGCAAGCUCCACUGUCAAAAGUUUCUCAAAACGCUGUGUUCAGUCUAGCCGUUAUGAGCUCAUUCAGAUUUGAAGACUUACAACUGCGUGCAUUUGCCAUUCAUUACAAUACACGAUAGUAUAGAAUAUAGUUCAAGUAGUGCGUGAGUCCACGUUCAGAAGUGGAAAUUGAAAUCCAACGACUAUUCUACUCUUCACAAACCAGUGCUCUUUUUUCUAGAUUGCAUAUACAACGUGAACUGUGUGUGCAAGGUGUAAGUAUCGUAUGACCUAGAAACAGGGCACCACCUCCACAAUACGACCACGAAAGGACGAGUUGGCAGGGUGCUCUCGUGGUAAAUGUGUCAGGUACAUUACGCCAGUCUACGUCUUUUGACUCUUUUCCUGUCAAGCCGGAGGGCAUUAAUGGCCGCCAAUUUUAAUAAUAAAUGGCAUUAUUUACUUUUUUGCGCUGUGCUUGUCUACCGGUAUGACUACAUUGACAUACAU
This is a messenger RNA of Sycon ciliatum, 2031 nucleotides long. RefSeq names its product alpha-(1,3)-fucosyltransferase B-like. Gene Ontology annotation, cellular component: membrane. Bases 96 to 1424 code for a protein of 442 amino acids. The transcript has a single exon. The record is from RefSeq and is a predicted model, not a curated record. Gene Ontology annotation, molecular function: alpha-(1->3)-fucosyltransferase activity. NCBI's taxonomy places the organism in Eukaryota, Metazoa, Porifera, Calcarea, Leucosolenida, Sycettidae.